GUUUUGUUCGUCGAUGGUACGAAUAAUUUUGAGAGAGAGUUGAUGUAUAACUUAAAGAGCCGGUGCUGCACGCAAAAUGCUUUUCUAUUCCUUUUUUAAAUCACUAGUUGGGAAGGAUGUUGUAGUUGAAUUAAAGAAUGAUCUGAGUAUUUGUGGAACCCUGCAUUCAGUGGAUCAGUUUCUAAACAUAAAGCUGACAGACAUCACAGUAACAGAUCCAGACAAAUACCCUCAUAUGUUAUCUGUGAAGAACUGUUUUAUUCGUGGGUCUGUUGUGCGAUAUGUUCAGCUCCCAGCAGAUGAAUGCGACACUCAGCUGCUACAAGACGCAGCACGCAAAGAAGCGGCUCAGAACAGACAGAGGUGAUGAAAUACAGGCUUGUUUAACCACAUAAAGAGUAAAGAGGCAGCUUGAUUGACGUGUUUGAGCAUUAGAAACUGUUGUUCAAAUAUAACAAAUACAGAUGUACAUGUGUAGUAGGUAUGACCUACAGACAAGUGGAUUCUUAUGCUUCAACCUUUUUUCAUUUAUUAUUUCAUUUUUUUCUUAAUUUAGACAAAAAAUAUAUCAUGUCUUUACAAGGUUGAAGUAAUUUCAGUUGAACAUGUAAUUUCAACAGAUUUCAAGAUGUAAAUUCAUGUGAAGUAUUUCUAUACUUUGUGUCAUACUUUAUAUUUUGUAGCAAAUAUGUUACCUACAUUUUUGAUGUUUGAUAUAUGAAAAACUCUUUCAUUAUAAAAACUAGUAGUAUUGGCUUUAAUCACUUACAAACCAUAUUCUGCCUCCAGAGACUCAUUUUAUUUUAGAAAAAAAUUCUGUUAAAAAGGCACCAAAAAUGGCAAAUGUAUUAAUUGUAUCAUUUCUGGUGUUUAAGCUUUACAUGCAUCAUAUGUUGCACCUAAACUAUCAUGGUUUUGAUGUUGUACAUUAAAUAAAAAAAAAUAUCAAGAAGAAAAUAA
Molecule: messenger RNA, 960 nt
Organism: Saccostrea cuccullata (small rock oyster)
Lineage: Eukaryota; Metazoa; Mollusca; Bivalvia; Ostreida; Ostreidae
Product: U6 snRNA-associated Sm-like protein LSm2
Exons: 4
Coding region: 77-367 (96 amino acids)
Biological process (GO): mRNA splicing, via spliceosome
Cellular component (GO): Lsm1-7-Pat1 complex; P-body; U6 snRNP
Molecular function (GO): RNA binding
Source: RefSeq, a predicted model, not a curated record